Messenger RNA from Brachypodium distachyon (stiff brome), 695 nucleotides. RefSeq lists its product as uncharacterized. Bases 111 to 377 code for a protein of 88 amino acids. The transcript is spliced from 2 exons. The record is from RefSeq and is a predicted model, not a curated record. Lineage: Eukaryota; Viridiplantae; Streptophyta; Magnoliopsida; Poales; Poaceae.
CCAAACAAAUCCCCCUCCCGAACCAUUCCUUCCCCCACCGAAGCCAACGACCAAACGAACCCUAGAAUCUCGAGCACACGAGAAGAGGGAGAUCUCCGAGAGUCGCAUCCAUGGCGCUGCGUGCCCUGUACAACGAGAUCCGCGCGAUGAAGGUGCGCGAGGUGCCGGCGUACCUCAAGCCGCGCCUCACCUGGGGCAACGUCAAGAAGAGCACCGACCAGGCGGUCGACCGCUACAUCGAAAAGUACAUCGAGACCGGCUCCGCGGACCCGAUCUUCCACGUCUGCUUCGGCGGGAUGGCCUUCUCCUACCUCGUCAACCUGCCCUGGGAGCGCGCCCACCUCGAGCACCUCGAGAAGCACGGCGGCGGCCACUAGAUCCGGACCCGCCUCGCGCAGGAGGGCUGAUCUGCGGUUGAUCCAGGCUGGUGUUUUCCAUUUUUCUUCUACUGAUGGGCUACCUGGAGCUGAUGUUCAUUUGAUGGUCCGUUUAUUUUGUAUGGCAAGGCAGCAACAGACUGUCUAGUUCACUGUUAUGUUCCUCUGCAACUUGUCAUAAGCAACUUCAAUCUGGGAAGUGUAUCCAUGUGAUUAAAAACGUUUUCAUCGAAUUGAGUACAAGUUAUCUUGUGAAUUGUGAUACAUUCCAGUAAUAAGUUGUCAAACAAACCCUUUGGCGUUCUUGUGCUGCCUUAA